AUGGAGCCGUCCAUUCCACUUCUAGAGGAAUACAGUGAUAGCCCCGUAGAGCAUCAUGAAGAGAGCCAGUUUGAUCACGAGCCCAAGCCCAUCUUAUCACAACCGCCACCACCUCCACCGAGAUGGACAACGGGCAAGCCAUAUCGGCUGCUCACAACCUCGUUACUCAUAGCUGCUCUACCCCGGUUCCUCAGGCCAGGAGGCUUGGCCCGAAAAUCAGACAAAAUCCAUUCUACAGCAUACCUCGACGCGCUCAGAGGCUAUGCCGCAUGCAUAGUCUUUGCAGGUCACUUGCUCGGCUACCCGGCCGCCAUUCAGUACCCAUUCCUCCGGGUUUUGACCUCGAAUCGUGGAAUGGUCGAUGUCUUCUUUGUCAUUUCUGGAUAUGUGCUCAGCUACCGAAUGCUCAAGCUGAUGCGGCAGAAGAAUGCAGAUCUUCUGCUACAAAGUCUCGCAUCGUCAACUUUUCGACGAUACCUACGGCUAUACGUACCUACAGGAAUCGCCACUUUCAUCGCCAUGCUGCUCGUCUACACUGGUCAUAUCCCAAGUGCGCCUAAACUCGCCACAUUCAAAUUGCAGCUCUGGGAUUGGAUCGUUGACACUAUCUUCGCCAGUAGCCCGUUCGCGGAUCUCAGGGGUUGGUGGUAUGGCGACGUUUUUCGCACCAAAUACCUUGAUCAGAUGUGGACCAUUCCUGUUGAGUUCCGUGGCAGCAUUAUCCUCUUUGCCUUCUGUGCGGCGAGCUGCAAGUUAUCAGUGAAGGGACGAAUGGUCCUGACUUGGCUGGCCAUACUCGCCUGCUAUAUCUGGAACGUGGUGUAUGUAGCCCUGUUUCUGCUGGGUAUGUUCGUGGCUGAGUUGUCCCUGGAACGAGAUCAGGAAGCGCAUCAGCCACGCCUUCCAGCCUGGGAGGGAUUCUCUGCAGCAGGAAAACGGCUGAUCCGGUCUGUGGGCCUCAAUACUGCAUGCAUCGUCAUCUUCAUCAUCUCGCUAUUCCUCCUCAGCCAACCUCACGACCCCGGAUUUGGUAGCAAUGGUCCAUUCCCUUGGCAAUACCUGACCAAGCUGACCCCUAGCUGGUACUCUGGCCCCGGAGAGCCAAAAGAGCAUUUUUGGCUCGGAAUCGGCGCGUUCCUGCUGGUCCUAUCCCUUGAAUUCUACCCGAAGUUGCAAACCCCUCUCCGGUGGAACUUCUCCCUCUACUUGGGCGAGCUAUCGUUCGGUCUCUACGCCGUACAUCCCAUGGUCAUCUGGGCGUUGUAUAUCAACAAACUCACGCCAUAUCGGCAGAUCUACCUCGGGGAGUCAACCUUGGCGUAUUUUCCUGGUGUGAUCAUCACGAGCGUGGUGUCUUUGUGGGCUGCAGACUAUUUUGAACGAGUCGAUCGACGCGUGGUGCAGUUUGGAAGAUGGCUACAAAAUAGCACUUUUGAGAAAUGGCAGGCGCGAUGA
Molecule: messenger RNA, 1455 nt
Organism: Exophiala bonariae
Lineage: Eukaryota; Fungi; Ascomycota; Eurotiomycetes; Chaetothyriales; Herpotrichiellaceae
Exons: 1
Coding region: 1-1455 (484 amino acids)
Biological process (GO): polysaccharide biosynthetic process
Cellular component (GO): membrane
Molecular function (GO): acyltransferase activity, transferring groups other than amino-acyl groups
Source: RefSeq, a predicted model, not a curated record